Molecule: messenger RNA, 566 nt
Organism: Aricia agestis (brown argus)
Lineage: Eukaryota; Metazoa; Arthropoda; Insecta; Lepidoptera; Lycaenidae
Product: DNA-directed RNA polymerase III subunit RPC9-like
Exons: 4
Coding region: 151-525 (124 amino acids)
Biological process (GO): transcription initiation at RNA polymerase III promoter
Cellular component (GO): RNA polymerase III complex
Molecular function (GO): nucleotide binding
Source: RefSeq, a predicted model, not a curated record
GAUGGUGAAUGAGAGAUAAAUAAAUUAAAAUGUGAUAAGUAAUUGAAUUUUAAAAUUUCGGACUAGAUAUUCUUUAAAAGAACUUUUAAUAAAAACUUUGAAUACCUAGUUAUAAUACAAUGAUUGUAGCAUAACCAUAAUUUUCAAAGGAUGGAAAUCAUAAAACCGAACUCUGCUUUUUUGUGUAACUACGAGGUGAUGCAAAUCCUGCAGCAGUUGAAAGACAAUACACAGAAGAAACACAAACGGGAAGGAUCGUUGGCCACUGUGACAUAUGAGACAGUACACUAUCUUCAAGAUACGGAAUGUAAGAAUCAGAGUGCAGAAAAGAUUGAAGGUUUCCUGGAAGCAAUGAAGAGUUUUAAAUUAACCAAGUCAGAGAAACUAAUGAUGGUCAAUACACCACCAAGGACAGAACUCGAAAUACAAUUGAUAGUCCAAGAGAGUGAGGAAAGAUUGUCAGAAGAGGAUGUAGCUAAAAUCAUAGAAAUAGUGAACAAAUUCCUACCAGCCGGAAGCUCAUGACACUUGAACUAUAACAGCGUGAAUAUAAACAUAUUUAUUUA